UUAUAGUCCUAACGGCAGUUUUGGCCGUUAAACACUGCCUCUAUUCAUUCCUGAAACAAUCUGAUUCCCUCUCUCCCUCCCAUGCCCCCUCUCACUAUUCCCUCUUUUUUGAAACAGUGUGUCAAUAGGAAUCACUUGGUGCAGUGUUUGCCAUUUCCCCAACUUCUUCCUGUCCCUCACUGCUGCGGAAAACUAUCGAUAAACGGAGCAGGACCCCCGGACUGCAGAGUGCACAUUUUUGCCCUAAGACCACCUCCAGGAGAAGACUGCAACCCCUCAACCUGCAAGGACUGACAGCACUGCAAGGCAGUGCGAGCUGCACAGUGUCCCAUGGCUGUGCAGGAGCUGGGUAUCAGCCUGUCCAUGAUCGGCGUGGCCGGGACCAUCCUGAUCUGCGCCCUGCCUAUGUGGAAGGUGACGGCGUUCAUCGGCACCCACCUGGUGGUCAUGCAGGUGUUCUGGGAGGGUCUCUGGAUGACCUGCGUGAGUGAGUACACAGGCCAGAUGCAGUGUAAGCUCUACGAUGCCCUGCUGGACCUGUCCCCCGACCUGCAGGCAGCCCGCGGCCUCAUCUGCAUUAGCCUGGUGCUCGGAUGUCUGGGAUUCCUCAUCUUCCUCCUGGGGGCGCGCUGCACCAACUGCCUGAGCCACCCGAGGUUUAAGGCCCGGGUGGUGCUGAGCUCCGGGGCCGUCUUCUGCCUGGCGGCCCUCACCACCGUAGUUGCUGUCUCCUGGUCAGCCAACUCCAUCAUCAGAGACUUCCACAACCCACGAGUCCCUGAGGUGCUGAAGAGGGAGCUGGGAGCAGCCAUUUAUAUCGGGUUUGUGACAUCUGGGCUGCUGUUCUGCGGGGGGGGUAUUCUGUGCACCAGCUGCCCCCCACAGAGAGGCAGGUUUCCCUCCAGUGGGUACACACUGGCCAGGACACCCACACACAGCAGCUAUGCCUUCAAGAACUAUGUGUGACGUGAGGACUGAAAACACUCUCGAACAUUACGCCACUUACAGAACCAGUUUGCAGGAUUAGUGCCAUCUAAUGACGAGAAGGCAGAUUGCAACCAGCUGAAAACCCAUACAUUCACUUUACCCCUCCCAUUCCAUUUAUUUUCUUUAUUUCAUUGGUUCAAAAACAUCAGCUAGUACAACAAUGAUAAGAACAGAGAAAUGCCUAACAAUACGUCUUUAAAAACAAGAUGACAUUCCAAACAACCAAAUAAAAUGAAAAAGUUGUCAUGAUCUGAGUUUUUGUGUUUAUAGUUUCCUGAAUUUUAAAAAGUGGUCCAGUGAUUGUCUGAUUGUGUUCACCUACUGGCCUCUCCAGCUGUGUCUUGUCUCUGAUUAGUCUUAUGUGUACAGUAUUUAGCCAUGUCUCCCCUUGUGUUCUUUGUCAGUGCGUCAAAAACAUAAUAACAUUUUGAAAAAAAGGAUCAUUUUGAAAUAAUAACUUAGAACAAAUAAAUUAUCAAUAUUAUAACCCUUUCUUUUCUGGCAGUGAACAUGCAGAAAGCUCUCUCUAGGGUGUAGCAAACAGCAUGUCCAGGGUGGGGCUGCUGCACUGCUUUGAUGUUCUGUAUAAAUGAACAGAUGAGGAAUGGGGAGGGGGCUUUGUUGCUUAGCGGCUAAGCUAGCAGAGAGUGUAGUCACACAGCUGAAUUUUUGUGUAUUUUAAAUAAUACAUUACAUGUAAUUUCUUUUAGCUGACACUUUAAACAUUCAACCGUAAAGAUACAGACUCAGAACAGUAAGACAAAUGCAGGUAUAUUCGCUUUAAAUAAGCCAAACCAUUGUAAGUGCUGGUGCAUUAGUUUCAAAUGAGCUAGUGCCAUCGGGUAAUCGUUUUGUUGAAGCUUUGGCCAAGCUGCAGUUUAAACAUGUGGGUUUUAAGUCUGCUACACAAAUGUGAAGUCGUUCUGCGGUCCUGACUUCAGGUGAGCAAACAGCGGUACAGCGUCUUAAUGUUUCGUUGGCCUUGUUUUUUGGUUCAUCCAGUCUGGGCUACUGUAAAAGUAAAAAGAGGCACUCAUUCUAAGCUAACAGAAACACAAUGAUAUGUAGUUUCAGGUCAUUCACGUGGAUGGAAACAUGAUUAUAAAUAUUUCAUUAAUGCCAAAACAUCCCCUAUACCCAUUGGACCUUUAAGGAUACAUGUUCUGUAUAGUAUAUUGA
Messenger RNA from Eleginops maclovinus (Patagonian blennie), 2166 nucleotides. It is a transcript of the gene cldnj, whose product is annotated as claudin j. The transcript is spliced from 2 exons. Gene Ontology annotation, molecular function: structural molecule activity. NCBI's taxonomy places the organism in Eukaryota, Metazoa, Chordata, Actinopteri, Perciformes, Eleginopidae. The record is from RefSeq and is a predicted model, not a curated record. Gene Ontology annotation, biological process: cell adhesion; bicellular tight junction assembly. Bases 331 to 966 code for a protein of 211 amino acids. Gene Ontology annotation, cellular component: plasma membrane; bicellular tight junction.